CGCGCCAUCUUUAGAAAACAUUGUGGAAGAAGCGGUAGCUAAGUGAAGCUCGAUUUCACCUUGUUGAGAAUAACUACCGUGAAAUAUUGGCCUCAGUUGGCCAACUGAGCUAAUUUGUGUAGGUAAACUCUAUAAUGUGUACGCUAUUGUAAAUUAUGUCAAUUUUAAAUAACAUUGAUUGAAAAGGAAGACGGAGAUCUAUCAUUGCUAUGAGUAACCAGCUAAUAACGUUAGCGAGCUAGCUAGCAGGCCACAAUCCGCAUGAGCACAAGUCAUUACCUAGCAAGCUAGCUAGUUAGCGUGGACAUUUCAGUUUGCAUUGUUUACUCAACUAAAUAUUGACGUUAUUCAUUCAUGUUGAUAAAGCUAGCUAGUUUUUAAACUCCGUUAUCUAGCCAAGAUUUUGUGCAGCAUGGGUUUUUCGCCAAUUAAUUGACUAAUACGAUAUAUUAGCCUGUAGAGGUGGGUACUAUGGUUGUAUUUGUAAACAACUAGCGGCCUACGCUAACUAACAGCAAAAAAAAACUUGUUUCAGCUAUAAAAGUUUGAUCAUGGGAAUCAAGGUUCAGCGUCCACGCUGCUUCUUUGACAUUGGCAUCAGUAACGUGCUGGGUAAGAAGGCUUAGGUUUUCCAUUGGUCUUACCGUCCCGUUUAUCAUAUCUGAAAUGUAACUAAAAUGUGCACUAACAUGAACAUGGUUUCUCUUUCAGUUGGCAGAGUUGUGGUAGAAUUGUUUUCUGAUGUCUGUCCCAAAACAUGUGAGAACUUUCGAUGCCUCUGCACAGGUAAUUGACUUUCUCUUGCCUUGGUCUGACAUUAGUGUACCAUCUUUAAAUUAUGCACAUAUUGUCAUCUCUGUUUUGAUUUAAACAUUACUUUCUGUGUAGGCGAGAAAGGAAUUGGAAAAGGUACACAAAAACCUCUGCAUUACAAAGGAUGCCUAUUCCACAGAAUUGUGAAGGACUUCAUGAUUCAAGGAGGAGACUUCAGUGAAGGUAUAUGAAAUACUUCUUAGCCUUAACCAAAGACAACAGUGGAAAUGUUUUUAUUUUAUGAAAUUCUAAUAUCUAUAUUCCUUCUGUAAAUCAGGCAAUGGAAAGGGAGGGGAAUCUAUCUAUGGAGGAUUCUUUGAAGGUAGGACUCUUUACAGAUACUUUUGUUAAAUAUUCUAAUCAAAACCAACCUCAAGGACUAAUGUCAUGUCUGUAUCUCAGAUGAAAGCUUCUCUGUCAAACAUAACAAGGAGUACCUCCUGUCAAUGGCAAACAGGGGCAAAGAUACCAAUGGAUCACAGUUUUUCAUGUAAGUCUAUUGAUGUUUUAAUUUUUAAAAGGCCUUGCUAUUAUCAGUUGGUCAUUCAUACAUCUAGCAUCUUGAGUGAACCUAACCUACAAAAAUAUGUUUUACUCUCAUUCUAAUCUUCUGCUCCAUUUUUUUUUAUCCUGGUCUACAGAACAACAAAACCCACACCACAUUUGGAUGGGUAAGUAUAAUAUUUGGACAAGCAUUGCAACUUAGUUUGACCAUCUGUAUCUGAUUGAAUGGUCUUUUGAUAAGAGCAUGUUAGAUCAAUAGUGAUCUGUUCUUCAUUGUUAUCACCUGUUAUAACUUGCUGAUUUUAUUCUAGUGUCCAUGUGGUUUUUGGCCAAGUGAUCUCUGGACAAGAGGUUGUUCAGACAAUGGAGAGUCAAAAGACAGAUGCUGGCAGUAGACCAUACUCUGAAGUGAAAGUUAUGAACUGUGGAGAGCUCAUUCCAAAAUCGAAAGGUUUGUAGGAUUAUCAACAUUUGGCAAGUUGUUUUAAGCUUGUUAUUGCUUUAGAUUGUAGAUCUUGGACUGUCUUAUCGUCAGGAUCAAAGCUUGUAAAGGUAUCCUUAGCACUGGUGUUGUGUCCUCUACUAUUUACAGCAAGAAAAGAAGAGAAGAAAAGACAAAAGGCCGUCUCCAGUGGCAGCGACAGCUCUAGUGACUCUGACAGUUCUGACGUCUCUUCUGAAUCUGAGGGUGACUCUGAUAAAGAAUCCAAGAAACGGAAGAAGAGGCACAAGAAAGAGUCCAAGAAGAAGGACAAGAAACAGAAGAAGAAAGAUAAGAAAGGGUUUGUACCGAAACUGUUUUAAUGUGCUUCAUAGCAUGAUAACUCCCACAACAGCCUUCAUGAAAGCAUAGGUUUGAAGUCUGGUCUGUAAUGUCUGUAGGUCUGAGCUCGGCAGUGGUGAUGAGAAAGAGGAAGAGGUUACGUCUACGGUACGACCAGAGGAAAUCCCUCCUAUCCCAGAAAAUAAGUUCCUUAUGAGGAGAAGUCCUCAGCAGCAAAAAGAAGAGUCUGGAAAGGAGAAGGAAAAAAAGAGUGAGAGGGAAAAGCCUAGGGAGAGGUGAGUACAUGGACAAGACGGAACAACAUUCCAGUUCAUUCUGAACCUUUACAACUGGGAGCUAUAUUCAUUUAGAUACAUUUUUGUUUGUUUUGUUGCAGAAUGUUUAAUUGUCAGUCAGCACAUAAGAGGAAACUUCUGAUGACAAGAUCAGGCAGGACGAUUAAAGGCAGAGGUCCAAGAGUAAGUGCACUGUCAAACAAGUACAGUACUAUCAUACAGUUUCUGGAAAAACAAGGAUCUAGAAAGUUCAUGUUAAUUGAAUCUUUUACUUGCAGCGGUACCGAACUCCGUCACAUUCCAGGUCAAGGUCAAGGGAUCGUUUCCGGCGCAGCGAGACUCCUCCACACUGGCGCCAGGAGAUGCAGCGUGCACAAAGGGCACCAAGAGCAUCCAGUGGAGACCGCUGGAUCAAGGGUGACAAGUAAGAGUCUUAACUUUUUAUUGUUAAUAUUUGAACUGUCAGUGCUAGACUGAUCAGGGUGUUAAAGUGAAAAUCAGCUUAUUAUUAUCAAAUUACCUGGCUUCUCAAGUAUUGCCUAAUUUCUCCUAUUGCCAAAAGUGAUCAUCAGCCAAGGGCCAGUUAUUUAAGUUUUAUUCAAAUAGUCUUAACUUGGAUUCUGUGUUUGCUGUGGGGGUGACUUCUCUCUCUAUUUAUGUUGUAGGGGUGACAUGACAGAGGGCAGGGAUGAGAGUGGCAAAGCUCCAAGAGGACGAGGGAGGAAGACUUCUGAAACCAAGCAAGAAAACGCUGUUGAAAACCCCAAUCAAAACAAAGAGAAGGAGAAGAAAGGUCGCUCCCAUAGAUCCAAGAGCAAAGAAAAGGACCCUUCUAAAACUGAAGACAAGCACAACAAACACAAGGCAAAGAAGGCCAAAUCUCGAAGCCGCAGUAAGAGCAAAGAGAAAAGUGGUAGGUCCAAAAGCAGAGAGAGGGAUCAGAAACAUGGCAAAGGUGAUGAUAAGAGGGGCCGCUCAAGAAGCAAGGACAGACACCUCAAUAAAGAGUCUGGAACUCAAGACCGUGAUAAAAGUAAAGAACAAGCUAAACCCACUGAGGCUGAUGUUAAGAACAGAAAGGAGACAAAAGGAAGAAAUGGUGAGAAGCUGAGGACAAAGUCUAAAAGCAAGGAGAGGAACUCUGGAAAGGACCGAAACCGAUCUAACAGCAGAAGCAGGGACAGGGGGAGACGUGCCACAUCUCGAGACAAAGAGCAAGCACGGGACAGAGAGCGAGGUAGGGAGCGCAGUAAGAGUAUUGAAAGACAGCACCACAGAGAGAGGGAGGACAAGAGGAGAGGUAGAUCCAAGAGCAGAGAGCGGACAAGGAGUCCAGACAAGAAUAAGAGCAGGGACUCGCGUAGAGGCAGGCGCUCCAGGAGUAAGAGCAAUAAUAGAGACCAUAGCAAAGACGGUUCAUCUCAUCAGAGGAAGAACAAAGACAGUGAAGACACUCACAGACGAAGGAGGUCCAAGAGCAGCAACUCGGAGAAUAAAGGGAAGGACAGAAGUAGAAAGAGCCCCGUCUCCAAGAAGAAAAGGGACGGCAGCACAGAAAAGGAGUCCUCUCACAAGUCCAAAGAUACAGGGAAAAGCCCUGAGCGGAAUCAAAAGGCAAAGAGCCAAGAGAAGGAUAAAAACCACAGCAAGAAAAAGAAGUACAGCUCCAGCUCAAGUUCUGAUAGUGAUUAGUCCACUAAAUGUUCAUUCUUGUCCCAUCCUUGAACAUAAAAAUGAAUGCGCUGAUGCCUAAUAAUAUGUGAGGUUCUGCUGUAGACCUAUUUUAGACACUUGUUAGAUAUCACAAUAUAUCCAAUUCUGGAAUAUUUGUACAAAUUAAGAUUUCAUAAGAUUUGACAGCGGCUAAAAGCCAUUUUAUGUUUGUUUAUUUUUUAUUCGCUGUCACACUAAUGACAAAUGUUGGGAAUGUAAUGUGCAUUAAUGGUCUGGAGUAAGGAAGUGACUGAACAGGUCAGUGUUGGAAGGAACAUUUGUCAGGUUUUAUUCAAAAAAUGAUCUUUCAGUCUGGUCUCGUACUGAGGGGACGUGAUUCCAUUGUGAUAAUUAUAAUGGAAGGGAUGAGUUUGAUGUCUUUCUGGCCUUUAUGCCUGACUCAAGUACUAUUACAUGGAUACAUCACCAGUAUGACUAAUCAUAUGGUUAUUUUCAACAUUUUGAUGGUUCGAAUUACCAAGUCUCAUUAUGUCACAGAACAUACUGUAAGUGCAACAUAUAAAAUGGUUUUGUAAAAAUUCUUAUCUUCACCUUUUAGUAUUUUCACUGAAAUUUAAGUGGAGAUGUCAGGAGAGAAGGCUCAAUUUGACUUGAAAGGCUGAUAAGAGCACAGACAUUUUGUGAAAUGAUUGGGGUGUUAGAUGCGUAUACCGUUUAAAUAUUUUUUUACCUGUUUCAGGGAACCAGAACUUUUUUCCUGACCUCAGUCUCAAAUGAGUUUUGUAUAAUUGUAUGCAUUUUUGUUAGUAUUUUAUGUUCAGAUUUUCCCCCCAUUACAUCUUUCAAAUUGUUUAAAAUUCCUCACCAGGGUAAUGUGUAAAUACAUUGCUGUGAAGUUCCACCAUGUUAGUUCAUACUAGGUGUUGCAUUUCUGGCAUGACUUUCGUUUAAACUAUAAAUGAAAACCACUGGCU
Messenger RNA from Coregonus sp. 'balchen', 5024 nucleotides. The record is from the annotation of a GenBank genome assembly. NCBI's taxonomy places the organism in Eukaryota, Metazoa, Chordata, Actinopteri, Salmoniformes, Salmonidae.